AUGAAGAAGUCCUAUAUUACAUAUCUUAACAAGAAGAGAGCCUCUAAGAAACCAAAAGACCAUUUGCUAGCCAAGGAGUCCUUUUUGAAUGCAAUCCCUCCAGCUUCCCUUUCGCUCGAUGGAAACUCCAACAUGCUUGCAAUGAAGGAAAUCAAAGUUGAAACACUAGCUACUGACCUACAGAAUCAGCUCAGUAUCAAUGAUUCUGGCACGGUGGAUGGUUCUCAAUAUGCUGCAGCCUCUGAAUCUGGCUGCAAUCUGGAGGAACUGAAAAUAGCCUACAAGACAUCCCAAAUCCCAAAUGCUUAA
This is a messenger RNA of Ilex paraguariensis (yerba mate), 309 nucleotides long. Lineage: Eukaryota; Viridiplantae; Streptophyta; Magnoliopsida; Aquifoliales; Aquifoliaceae. The record is from the annotation of a GenBank genome assembly.